UUUUACACUUGAACAACCUAAAUGGCCGAGGAUUCGGACAUUGAGCUGCUGGAUCCGUUCAAGCACAGCAUGGCUGAGGUCAGUGCCCGCGUCGAGGCCUACACGCGACGGCUCGAGGAGAAGGACGUGCGCCUCAAGAUGGCCAGCCUCAAUCUGCAGACAAGUUUCUGUGCGCUGAACUUCGAUAUGAUUGGCAUUCGGCAGGACAUGGUGAAGUUGGAGCGACAGCAGGAGCGGCACCAGCAGCUGCAAAGGGAUCUCAUGGCGCGCCUGGAGCCGAAUGCCAUUAUAGUGGCAAAUGGUUUCGCGAAGGCGGAGUCAAAGCAGCGCCCAGCAUCGGAAGGCAAUGACGAAAUCGUUUUUAUUCGAUUUGGACCAAGCAAGUGCCCAUUUGAGAACUGUCAGCGUCAAGUGGACAGUCAGCUGCUCCUGCUGCACUACCUCUUCGACCAUGAGCAGGACGGUGCGGGCUUUCAGCAGGUGCACCGCUUGAUCAAGGGCCAACGCGCGGUGUUGUCGUUUCAGCCAGCGAGCUGCAAAUUUGGUGCUAACCAGGUGCUGGGGCUGCUGGCCUAUUGCGGGACGGUGGAACAGCAGUUCGUAAAACAGAAGGGGCCGCAGCGCCGGGCGGUCUACAACAGCUUCCUGCCGCAACAGCACUCGCACCUGGAGAGCGACGUGCCCGUUGUGGUGCUCAUUUGCAGAACGAAGCCCAGUGCCAUGCUGUCAGACACGCGGCGGACGGAUCACAUGGAUCACAUUUUCGUGAUCUGGCUGGUCACGCCGGACCUCAGGCGCCAGCUGAAUGCCACGCUGUACUUGAGCGGUCGCGAUGCCGCUGUCAGGGCCUGCAGUGUGAUCCGCGUGCGGCGUGCCAACCGCAGCCAGAACACGCACUGCUUCAUGCCACUGGACACCAACUACUGGCGACUGACGUAUGCCGAAGUGCGAAGGCUCUCAAACGACUUUCGUGACGAGCUACACCUGGAGAUCGGCGUCACAGAGGCAGCGCCGCAUACGUAACUUAAUUUCCUACUUACACUGGCGUUGUCUUCAAGCGCUUUGCAUUUGGCCUGCUCCUCGGGGUCGCUCAGUUCCGCAAUGCGCUUCUCCAGCAACUGCAAAAAAACAGACGUUAAAUUACA
Messenger RNA from Drosophila guanche, 1145 nucleotides. RefSeq lists its product as uncharacterized. The transcript has a single exon. The coding region runs from base 22 to 1023 and encodes 333 amino acids. The record is from RefSeq and is a predicted model, not a curated record. Lineage: Eukaryota; Metazoa; Arthropoda; Insecta; Diptera; Drosophilidae.